Molecule: messenger RNA, 1638 nt
Organism: Lachancea lanzarotensis
Lineage: Eukaryota; Fungi; Ascomycota; Saccharomycetes; Saccharomycetales; Saccharomycetaceae
Gene: DBP3
Product: LALA0S05e05732g1_1
Exons: 1
Coding region: 1-1638 (545 amino acids)
Biological process (GO): rRNA processing
Cellular component (GO): nucleolus
Molecular function (GO): ATP binding; RNA helicase activity; RNA binding
Source: RefSeq, a predicted model, not a curated record
AUGUCCACCGAUGAGAUAAAACAGCGUAAGCGCAAGCAGGAUGACUCUGAAGUCACUGCUCAAAAAAAGGUGAAGAAAGACAAGAAAGACAAGAAAGACAAGAAAGACAAGAAGGAUAAGAAAGACAAGAAGGAUAAGAAAGAGAAGAAGGACAGGAAAGAGAAGAAGGCUAAGACGGUAGAUGAAGUAAAAGACCAGGAAGAAAAAGUCGUGGAAAACCAAGCGGCUGUGGAAGAAUCCAGUGUCACAGAGAGUCCUACAGACGAUAGUUCAGUUCAAGACUUUGGCUACGUCCAAAGCAAGUUGUUGACCAAACUACCACAAAGUGACGUGGAUGAGUUCUACACUGAAAACGAAGUGAGUGUGGAUGACCCAAAAAAACUAAAUUUACGCCCGCUUUUGUCGUUCAACCACCUUGAACUCUCGUCAGAAAUCCAGACGGAAAUUUCUAAAUUUCCCAAACCCACACCAAUUCAAGCCGUUUCAUGGCCAUAUCUGCUAUCAGGACGCGACGUAAUUGGUGUUGCGGAAACUGGUUCGGGAAAAACGUUUGCUUUCGGUGUUCCUGCUAUCAACAACUUGAUGAAGGUCAAGAAUUCGAGAAAUGUUGGCGUUCAGGUAUUGGUGAUUUCUCCCACUCGUGAGCUUGCCUCUCAGAUAUACGAUAAUCUCAUUCUGCUUGCCAAGAAGGCCGGCGUUCAUUGCUGCUGUCUGUACGGUGGUGUGCCCAAAGACGAGCAGAGAGCUCAGCUGAAAAAGGCUCAGGUGGUAGUUGCUACGCCAGGUAGAUUACUUGACUUGAUCGAGGAGGGCUCUGCCAGGCUAUCGAAUGUGGACUACUUGGUGCUCGAUGAAGCCGAUCGGAUGCUUGAGAAGGGGUUUGAAGAGGAUAUCAAAAGAAUUAUUGGAUCUACAAAGAGCGCCGGAAGACAAACCUUGAUGUUCACUGCUACUUGGCCCAAAGAGGUGCGCGAAUUGGCUAAUACAUUCAUGAGAGACCCAGUCAAGGUGUCGAUUGGUAACAGGGACGAACUUUCCGCCAACAAACGUAUUACCCAAAUUGUGGAAGUGGUUGAUAAUUUUAAGAAGGAACGCAAGCUUCUUGAGCUUUUAAAAAAAUACCAAUCUGGCGCCCGCUCUAACGACAAGGUUCUGAUUUUCGCUUUGUACAAGAAAGAAGCUGCCCGCGUGGAGAGAAACCUCCAAUACAACGGCUACAAAGUGGCUGCCAUCCAUGGAGAUUUGUCGCAACAACAAAGAACUCAAGCUUUAGGUGAAUUCAAGUCCGGCGAAUCAAACUUGCUGCUGGCCACGGAUGUUGCUGCGAGAGGUCUGGACAUUCCCAACGUGAAGACCGUGAUAAACCUGACCUUCCCAUUGACGGUGGAGGACUACGUUCACAGAAUCGGGAGAACCGGACGUGCAGGCCAGACCGGUACUGCACACACGCUUUUCACAGAGCAAGAGAAACAUCUUGCCGGUGCUUUGGUCAAUGUCUUGAACGGUGCAGGCCAGCCAGUUCCCGAGGAUCUCAAAAAAUUCGGCACUCACACCAAGAAGAAAGAACACAGUGCUUACGGUGCUUUCUACAAAGAUGUAGACACCACCAAAAAGCCCAAAAAAAUUACUUUCGAUUAA